Lodderomyces orthopsilosis Co 90-125 is the source of this 1839-nucleotide messenger RNA. RefSeq lists its product as uncharacterized. The record is from RefSeq and is a predicted model, not a curated record. Gene Ontology annotation, biological process: protein import into nucleus; ribosomal large subunit biogenesis. The coding region runs from base 1 to 1839 and encodes 612 amino acids. NCBI's taxonomy places the organism in Eukaryota, Fungi, Ascomycota, Pichiomycetes, Serinales, Debaryomycetaceae. The transcript has a single exon.
AUGGGGAAAUUGAAAAAGGGUAGAAAGAAUCAAAAAGCCAGAUUGAAUCCAAUUGGAUCCAAGUCUCAACAAGAUCUUAAAAAAGAUGAGUCAACAAGGGCUUCGAAAAUUUUACCCCUUAUAAAUAAGCUUAACUCCACCACACCGAAUGAUAAGUCGAUGGCUUUAGGUGCCAUCACUAUUCUUUCUGAAGAUGAGCGGAUGAGACACUUACUUCUCAAAGAGAAAGUAAUUGCUGUUGUAAUGCAGACUUGUUUGAAUGACUCCAACGAUGAGAUUAUUGUUGAAGCAUUUGGUCUAUUGAGAAAUUUGGGAAUUGAAGAAGGGUACGAUGUUACCAAAUAUUUGUGGAGACAAGGUAUAUGGACGAGUAUAGAGAGUGCACUAAACAGGAUUGAUGAGUCGUUUAAGUUCUUACAGGAAAAGGGUAAUGUUGAAAAGGAUAAAUCCAAAUUACAACUACUAUAUGACUUUACUGAGAAUAUAUUGAGUUUAAUAGUGGUUCUUGCAAGUGGAGAUGAAUCAAUGUAUGAUUCUGUGUUCAACAAAAUUAACCCUAUUCUUGAUUUUGUUUUGAGAGUGAUCGAUGGUCAUAUAAAUGGUGGUUUGAAGGUUACUAACAAAUUGUUUGACGCAUUGUUGGAAUUUAUUUACGAGUUUUCUACCGAGUCCGUUGAGUUUGUUGAGAAGUUGGAAAGAUUUACUCAUUGGGAGAAAUUAAUCCCAUAUGUUAAUGAGUCAACUAGCAGCUUAGCCAAAGUUUAUGUCGAGGGAAUCAAGUUCAAUAAUUAUGAGGUAUUGGAAUCAAUUCAUGCUAAUAAACAGCAGGUAUUGGGAAGCAUAUUGCAUAAUAUAUUCAACAUUGAGACCUGUAUUGACUUGCAGAAGCUCCUGGAACGCAUUGAGUCUAUUGCACAUCCCAACAAUGCAAAUGAACCGAUAAAGAAAGAUGCAAACACUUUAGAGAAAGACUUAUCAUCGAGUAAUGAUACUAAGACCGAAACCAAAAGAGACUUAUCAACCAUUGAAGUUGGUUUGAGUAUCAUCACUUCGGUGCUUGAAUACUUGUCGGUUAGUGAGGAGAACCCAGAGGAGCCUAUCAAUUUAUCACUGGAUUUGGAGAGUUUGUUGCUUGAAAAAAUAGAACCAAUGUUGAUUGAGCUUCUCAAGUUUGAAUUGAAGGGAAAUAUGUUGCAAUUGGGAGAACAAAUAACUGGGGCAAUCAAUAACUUCUGCUGGCUUAUAUUGAGUUGUGGACAUCUUCCUGUUGCUUGGUAUGAGAAAGCAUUACAGUUGUGGGAUAUUAUACAAAAUAUGGAUGACGAAAAGUUGCAGUUGGAAAGUUUGGGUAUCCUUUGGGCCAUUGUAAAGAGCUUAGGACCAGAACUUGUUAGAAAAAUACCUCAUGACUUCAUAACAAAACUUCAGCAAGCACAACCGACCGACGAGAAUGCUGGUGCUUUUUUGAAUGUUAUUGGUGUAUUGGGUUCUAUUGCACCAAUAAUUAACAAUACUGAAAUUACCUAUCUGAUUUCCCAAUUUUUGAUCAACUCAAUCAAAGCUGCUUGCAACGAACCUCAACAUGCUAGAAACUUGGAAGUCAUCAUUGAGUCACUAAAUGCAAUCUAUGACAUAUUCGGAGAUAAAGAAUUUGAUUAUGAUUACCCAAUAUUUGUACAACACGAUUACUUGACUAUUUUGAAGGGUCUUGAGCCUAAAAUCAAAGAAAUAUACAAGAAAAUUGACAAGGGUAAGCAACCACAAAUCAAAGUGAAGAUGGAAGAGACUUGGAUUAAUUUGGAUAGGUUUAUAAAGUAUAAAGCUAGCGAAAGGGCAUAA